This is a messenger RNA of Hemicordylus capensis (graceful crag lizard), 1217 nucleotides long. RefSeq names its product caseinolytic mitochondrial matrix peptidase proteolytic subunit (gene CLPP). The record is from RefSeq and is a predicted model, not a curated record. The coding region runs from base 127 to 879 and encodes 250 amino acids. The transcript has 7 exons. NCBI's taxonomy places the organism in Eukaryota, Metazoa, Chordata, Lepidosauria, Squamata, Cordylidae. Gene Ontology annotation, cellular component: endopeptidase Clp complex. Gene Ontology annotation, biological process: protein quality control for misfolded or incompletely synthesized proteins. Gene Ontology annotation, molecular function: ATPase binding; ATP-dependent peptidase activity; serine-type endopeptidase activity.
GGAAUUACAGUCCAAUCUCUUCCCUUCGGCAGACAGACACUGCCAAAGCUCUGAUCAUGUGACUUGCUUGCUUUAGGAGCACGUGGACAAGGUAGAAAGAAGGAUCUUCCGGGUCUCAAAAGCAGGAUGCUGCAGAGGAUAGUGCGCCCCUUGCGGCUGGCCGGCCACACCCUCUCUGUGGCUCGAAACCUCCACCAGUCUCCCAGGAGCCACAUCCCUCUUAUUCCUAUUGUGGUAGAGCAGACGGGCCGUGGUGAGCGAGCCUAUGACAUCUACUCCCGCCUUCUGAGAGAGCGCAUUGUGUGUGUGAUGGGCCCGAUCGAUGAUGGUGUUGCAAGCUUGGUCAUUGCACAGCUGCUUUUCCUGCAGUCGGAAAGCAACAAAAAGCCCAUUCAUAUGUACAUUAACAGCCCAGGUGGUGCAGUGACAUCAGGACUGGCAAUUUAUGACACCAUGCAGUACAUCCUCAACCCCAUCUGUACGUGGUGUGUGGGGCAGGCAGCCAGUAUGGGAUCUCUGCUGCUGGCCGCGGGAUCGCCAGGCAUGCGCCAUUCGCUGCCCAACUCCCGCAUCAUGAUCCACCAGCCCUCGGGCGGAGCACGGGGCCAGGCUACAGACAUUGCCAUCCAGGCUGAGGAAAUCCUCAAGUUGAAGAAACAGAUCAAUGGCCUCUACGCCAAACAUACCAAGCAGGCCCUGGAUGUGAUUGAGAAUGCCAUGGAGAGAGAUCGUUACAUGAGCCCAGUAGAAGCCCAGGAGUUUGGGAUCUUGGACAAAGUGCUCGUCCACCCUCCACACGAUGGAGAAGAUGAGCCAGAGCUGGUACAGAAGGAGCCACCUCCUGCAUCUGCUGCCGCCUCUUCCUCAGCUGAACCCUGAGGGACCAGCGGCUUCACUGGAUGCUUGUUGCAUCAGGAAUGAUUCCAGCAGUGCUGAUACCCUGGAUUCAGGAUGGGACUUCCCCGCCAUCUGUCUAUUUGGACUCCUUGGAAGAGCCUGGGGAUGUUGGGAUCUGAGUAGGCCUGCUCUUAACGAGUGUCCCAUUGGUAGCUGGCCAGCUGUGUUCUUAGGAGCUGGUCUCUUGCCUUUUGCUCCACAGAAUCUGAUCUCUGUCCGUAGCAAGAUGUGUCCUUCCCCACUCCCCCACCCCCUCACAAUUAUAGCAUUGUUUAACGGAGUGAUGGUUUUAGAUUAAACUUUGAGCUUUGCACUGUCAA